Eruca vesicaria subsp. sativa (arugula) is the source of this 351-nucleotide messenger RNA. Lineage: Eukaryota; Viridiplantae; Streptophyta; Magnoliopsida; Brassicales; Brassicaceae. The record is from the annotation of a GenBank genome assembly.
AUGUACCGAGUUCUCAGCAUAAUUCCAUCAAGCUCUUGCCUCUACGUCGCAAAAGCCACACAGCGUGAAGAAGAAUUUGAUCUUGGCACGAUAAUCUUUAAGGUUGGUAUGGCCUUAUCUUCAUCUCUAAAGCUCGCCAAGACAAGCUUGCUAAACAUUGCAGGGGUUUUCUCUCCAAAUCUUGAAUUCUCAGAGGAAAAGAUUGAACUGACAUUUGCUACAAACUUUUUAGGACAUUACUUAUUAACAGAAAUGCUGAUAGAGAAAAUGAUAGAUACGGCUAAGAAGAGUGGAAUCGAAGGGCAAAUCAUCAACCUUACUUUCAGUGAUUCAUACUUGGGUCUAGCCUGA